Molecule: messenger RNA, 1635 nt
Organism: Thecamonas trahens ATCC 50062
Lineage: Eukaryota; Apusomonadida; Apusomonadidae
Exons: 1
Coding region: 1-1635 (544 amino acids)
Biological process (GO): intracellular monoatomic ion homeostasis; transmembrane transport
Cellular component (GO): membrane
Molecular function (GO): voltage-gated monoatomic anion channel activity
Source: RefSeq, a predicted model, not a curated record
AUGAGUAGCACUGAAGAGUAUGAGUAUGACUUGGUGGGGAUGUCGGUAGCGACGGGGCAGCUCGGUGGCAUCGUAUUGGAAGAGGUCGGUGGCUAUGGAGGAGAGGCUCGAGGUGGUGCGAACAACGCCGUUGGCCACGACGACGGCCAGCAUGAUGGAAGUGAUCAAGAUGAUGAUGUGCGGAGACGGCUCGAGUCCGAGGUACAGGCCUUCCGCAGGCGCGCCGUCCGAUUCGCUCCGCCUGAGGAUCCGGAGGGACUGGACCACGUGGUCAUGCUGCGAUGGGAGGGGAAGGAGCGAAAGCAGUUUGGCGGUGACGGUGGCAGAGGCGGAGGAGGAGAAGAGCAGGGAUCGGUGCUCGCUCGGCUGAACAACACGUCGUUUGCGCUUGCGCUCGGCCUCUGCUCCAAUGCUGUCCUCCUUCGCGCGCUGGACAACAUCGGCUUGCCGACGGCAUCAGGCUUUGCUACCCUCCCGGCCGGGCUGGCCACCUUUGGCUGGGUGGUGGGCUUUCUAGCCCUCGCUGCUGUUGCCUUGCUCUACGCGGCCAAGGUCAUCGUCUCACCGAGUACUGUCUCGCGCGAAUUCCGCAAUCCGGCGCGCAUCAACCUGUUCUUUGCGCCGAUGCUCGCCAGUGUGCUGCUAGCCAUCGCGGCACCGGACGACACCCGAUCAGGCCCUGUCAUGGUGGGGAUGUGGAUGCUGGCGGCGGCGUAUCAGCUCGUUUUCUACAUGGUUCUCGUCCAUCGAUGGAUCUACACGGCGACGGCGCGGAACGUGCACAUGCUCAACCUCAUGUCUGUGGUGGGCUUUUUCCUCCUCACCACCUUUGGCAGCACCAUGCCGCGCGACGAGGCCGUCUCGAUGCGGCCGGCACUCGAGUUUACCAUGGUUGCUGGCUCCAUUGCCCUCGUCGUCACCUUUCUCCAGCUCUUCAUGAACCCGUUUGAAAUCGGCGCCGAGGAAAAGUCAUCGCCCAUCAUCUUCCUCUUCCUCGCCCCGCCGUCGGCCGCCGCCAUUGCCGCCCGCUCGCUCUCUGAUUUGUACCAGACUGCCGAGAGCGGCGCCGCUGCAGCUGGUGAAGCCGCCGGCGUCCACUGGGUCUUCCGCAUUUACUUCUACUUUGCCAUCCUCUGCUUCUUCUGGGUCAUCCCGGGCGCCGGUGCGUUCUUCAAGACCAAGACCUUCAAGGUCUCCUUCUGGGCCUAUCACUUUCCCGUCACCGCCUUUGCCACUGCCUUUCUCACCUACGCCGCCAGAGAGACGCCCACCACCAUCGUCCGCCUGCUCGCCGCCCUCGCCUGCGCCUUGUCGUUUGUCACUCUCUUUGCCAUCCUCGCUCGCACCAUCUACCACGUCUUUGUCACCCUCUGUGGCUCAUCGGCGCCGCCGUCGUCAUCGUCCGCUCGCUCUGCCAUCAAAGAUCUGGCAGCGUAUGGCGAGAGCGAGCGCCCGAUCGACAGCUCGGUCCCGCGCAAGGCUCGCAAGGUCCGAGUCCAUCGUCGGCGGCGGGUGCGUCGUGUGGAGCGCGCGCGGCCUUUGGAGGGUGGACGGCAUGGUCGUGGUGAGGAAGGGAAGCUCAAGGAAAGCCUGGAGACCGAGAGCGUCGAGACUGGCGAGACCGGCUCGCUGUGA